This is a messenger RNA of Rubroshorea leprosula, 1829 nucleotides long. Lineage: Eukaryota; Viridiplantae; Streptophyta; Magnoliopsida; Malvales; Dipterocarpaceae. The record is from the annotation of a GenBank genome assembly.
GGCAUUUCGUCCCGGCGAGAUAUUGUUGUCUGUUGAUCUGUUUUUUUGAAGAUAUUUCCGGCCGAAAUUACGGGGAUUCUCAUUUAAUGUCCUGCUUCGCAACCUGAAGAAGAUCGAAACGGAGCCAGAAUUUUCAUAUCCAUCAGCCAACCAUCCGGUGUGCCUGAGCUGUGGGAUUCAAGUUUCAUGGAGAAAAUUUGCAGGUGGAUGUAUAAAUGAGUGAUAAAGCAGGGGAAAUGAAGGAUCAGGAAAAGGACUGAGGAAGAUUAAAUUUUGGGGGGGAGGGUUGCUAUAAAGGAGACAGCUAAGAGAGAAAUCGCUUGGCAUUUGGCUUUGGGAAUAGGAAAUAAUAAAAUCAGAAGAGUGAGGAAGAAUAUACCUACGGGAUAAAAAAUGUUUACGUGUAUCGCGUGCACAAAACAAAUGGCGGAGGGAGAGGAGGAAGUAGAAGGUGCGCGUGGGAGUGGCACGCCAAGUACGAAGGAAGCCGUCAAAAGCCUGACGACGCAGAUCAAGGAUAUGGCUUUGAAAUUUUCUGGGGCUUAUAAGCAAUGCAAGCCCUGCACGGGCACAAGCAGCUACAAGAAAGAACAUAGACCGUAUCCAGAUUUUGAUGCUGCUUCAGAAGGAGUUCGAUACUCUUAUGCGGGUGGAAGCUCAAGCUCGACACCUGCAUGGGAUUUCACAAGUGCUGGUCGCCAUGCUGGUACGAGAUCUGACUCAAGAUUUACUGGAAUGUUCGGUGGUGAUAGGACACCUGGAGGGAGGGAGUCUUUCUCAGCCCAGGAUUUGGUGCUAGAGGAUGAGAAUGAGCCAAAGGAAUGGAUGGCGCAGGUCGAGCCAGGAGUUCAUAUAACAUUCGUGUCGCUUCCUAAUGGGGGAAAUGAUCUGAAACGAAUCCGCUUCAGCCGAGAGAUGUUCGACAAGUGGCAAGCCCAGCGAUGGUGGGGUGAGAAUUAUGACAGAAUAAUGGAACUCUACAAUGUCCAGAGAUUUAAUCGUCAAGCACUAGAUACUCCUGCAAGGUCAGAGGAUGAGAGAGAUUUUUCUUACUCAAGGAUGGAAUCAGCUAGAGAAAGUCCAAUGCCUUCAUCAUCAUAUAACAGAGAGUGGACCCCGAGGAACUACCAUAAAUCAUCUGCAGGCAAAGGCUAUUUCCCAUCUGACCGUAUGGACCAAGGAGGCAACCAAUAUUAUGGUGCUGGGCCGAGUGCCUAUGCUGGUGGUAGCUCAAGAGGUGAGACCACUUUUGAUGCAGCACGGAUGACGACCUCAUCUAGAGAUGAGCCUUCUAUUUCUGUUAGCAAUGCCAGUGAAAUAGAAGCAGAAUGGGUUGAAGAAGAUGAGCCUGGGGUAUAUAUUACCCUCAGACAAUUAGCAGAUGGCACUAGGGAGCUGCGUCGGGUCAGAUUCAGCCGUGAAAAAUUUGGGGAGGUGCAUGCGAAGCAGUGGUGGGAAGAUAACAGAGAGAGAAUACAAGCACAAUACCUUUAAAUCGGACUUAAACGGCACGACAUUAGCAGCAGUCAUCUGAAUUCAUUGAGGGUGCAGUUGGAUGUCCCCAUGAGAAUGCACACAUUCAAUUUUGUUCCGGAACAAGUAAUGGAAAGAAUCCAUCUGCUAGAGUGAAUUCCUUUUGUCACAGAAAUAUCAAACCAUCAUCACUAGAGAUGAUCAUCUAACAUAAUUACUUAACUGUUCUUUGAUGUUGCUCUGCUAUAUCUUUAGGGCAAAUUUUGGGUCCUUUUUUGCCAUCGGUAUAUGGGAUUAUUUGGCUCUCCAUUUUAUAUAUCGGUGUUUGUUGAUUGUAAUACAAAUUUAUUUCAAGA